AUGACUCACGUAUCAUAUCACAUCUCCAACCUGCUGGAGAAAAUGACAUCUACUGACAAAGAUUUUAGGUUUAUGGCCACCAAUGACCUGAUGAUGGAACUGCAGAAGGACUCCAUCAAGCUAGAUGAGGACAGUGAGAAGAAGGUUGUGGCCAUGCUGCUGAAGCUUCUCGAAGACAAGAACGGAGAGGUCCAGAAUCUGGCAGUGAAGUGCUUGGGCCCGCUGGUGAACAAGGUGAAGGAAUAUCAGGUGGAGACCAUGGUGGACACCUUGUGCUCCAAUAUGAUGUCAGAGAAAGAGCAGCUGAGGGACAUCUCCAGCAUGGGGCUAAAGACCAUCAUUGCAGAGCUUCCUUCCUCCUCUUCGGGUCUGAAUCUUACAGUCAGCGUCUGCAAAAAGAUUACGGCCCAGUUGAUCGGGGCAAUAGGGAAGCAGGACGAUGUGUCGGUGCAGCUGGAGGCCCUAGACAUCUUGUCGGACAUGUUGAGCAGGCUGAGCGGCACACUCCUCAGCUUCCACGCAUCCAUCCUGGACAGCCUCCUGCCCCAGCUGACCAGCCCACGGCUGGCCGUCAGGAAACGCGCCAUCAUCGCCCUCAGCCACCUGGUGGCAUGCUGCAACAGCGCCCUCUUCAGCCAGCUCAUGGAACACCUGCUCGCGGAGCUCUCCCCUGGGAAGGUGACCUCGGCCACCCGCACCUACCUCCAGUGUCUGGCCACAGUCAGCCGACAGGGGGGGCACAGAAUAGGUGAACACCUGGAGAAGAUAAUCCCACUGGUAGUGAAGUACUGCGGUGUUGAGGAUGAUGAGCUGAGGGAGCACUGCUUUCAAGCCUUUGAGGCUUUUGUGCGCAGGUGCCCCAAGGAAAUGUCAUGUCAUAUCUCCACAAUCAUCAAACUUUGUUUGAAGUACAUUACGUAUGACCCCAACUACAACUAUGAUGCUGAAGAAGAUGAAGACGAGUCCAUGGACAUUGAAGAUGACGACCAAGGGUCCGAUGAAGAAUACAGUGACGACGACGACAUGAGCUGGAAGGUUCGGCGUUCCUCUGUGAAAUGCUUGGAGGCUGUGGUCAGCACACGGAGAGACCUGCUGUUGGAGUUGUAUGGGUCUGUGGCAGCCGCCCUAGUGGGCCGCUUCAAGGAGCGCGAGGAGAACGUCCGCACUGAAAUCUUCCUGGCCUUCAUCUCCUUGCUCCGGCAGACACGACCGCUGCAGGGCUCUCCCCAGCCUGGAGAUAAGGAAGACCCAGCACUUACCUUGCUAAAGAAACAGGUCCCCACUAUCGUAAAGGCUUUACACCGACAGCUGAAGGAGAAGAGCAUCAAGUCCAGGCAGGGCUGUUUCAGUCUUCUCACCGAGCUGGCCGGCGUGGCGCCAGGCAUCCUGGGAGACCACAUACCAGCACUCAUUCCUGGUAUUGUGUAUUCUCUCACAGAUAAGUCCACCUCCUCCAACAUGAAGAUUGAUGCUCUCUCCUUCCUCUACGUUCUCCUUUGCAAUCAGUCUCCUGAUGCAUUUCACCCGCACAUCAGUGUCAUCCUACCCCCUGUGGUCUUGUGCAUUGAAGACCCCUUCUACAAGAUCACGUCAGAGGCCCUCCUGGUCACACAGCAGAUCGUGAAGAUCCUGAGGCCCCUUGAGAAACCCCAGUCUUCAACCUUUGAUACCAGGCCUUAUGUGAAGGACCUUUUUGCUGCUACUCUUAAACGGCUGAAGGCAGCAGAUAUUGACCAGGAGGUGAAAGAGCGAGCAAUCUCUUGCAUGGGCCAUAUUGUAUGUCAUCUGGGAGACCAGCUAGGUGCUGACCUACAGUCCACCCUGCAGAUCUUCUUGGAGAGGCUGAAGAAUGAAAUCACAAGGUUGACCACAGUGAAGGCACUCACCCUUAUAACAGCAUCUCCACUCAAAAUUGAUUUGAGGCCAGUGCUCCCUGAAGGUGUUCAGAUCCUAGGCUCCUUCUUGAGGAAGAACCAGCGUGCUCUCAAGCUAAGUACUUUGACAGCCCUGACUGUCUUGGUGACGAAUUAUAGUGACAGUCUCAAGCCUCCGAUGAUGGAGUCAGUUGUGAACGAGCUGCCUGCCCUCAUCAGCGAAAAUGACAUGCAUGUGUCCCAGAUGGCCAUCACACUGCUCACUUCCAUGACUAAAGUUUGCCCUUCUUCUCUGACCAAAAUUGGCAGCAAUGUUCUGCCAGAAGUCCUCAACUUGGUGCAUUCUCCUCUGCUGCAGGGUGGAGCCCUUGGAGCCAUCCUUGAAUUUUUUCAAGUACUUGUGGUAACUAAGGCCAGCAACAUUGGUUACAAUGAACUCCUUAAGGCCCUCACAGGCCCUUUCUAUGGUUCUGAGAAGUCCAGAAACACCAUGCCAAUGCACAGACAGUCAUAUUACUCUGUGGCUAAAUGUGUGGCUGCACUUUCCACCACAUGCCCAAAUGAGGCCUCAGCAAUGAUCAAUAACUUUGUCCAGGAGGUCAAGAGUCCGAAGUCAUCAGAGUCGACGAGGAUCCUGUCAUUCCUGUGUCUUGGGGAGGUUGGCCGGUGCAUGAAUUUGGGAGGCCAGAAGGAGCUGAAGACAAUCAUACUAGAGGCCUUCUCGUCCCCGCAUGAGGAGAUCAAGACAGCCGCUUCUUAUGCCCUUGGUAACAUCUGUGUGGGGAACUUGAAGGAAUAUCUUCCCUUUAUGCUGAAGGAGAUCGGCAGUCAGCAGAAAAGACAGUACUUACUACUGCACUCCCUGAAAGAAGUGAUCAGUGCUUCCUCGGCCGAGAGCCUGAUGCCUCAUGUGGAGGAAAUCUGGGCACUGCUCUUCAAGCACUGUGAGUGUGCAGAGGAAGGCACACGGAACGUGGUGGCAGAAUGCCUGGGCAAGCUAACCCUAGUCAACCCCUCUCAGCUCUUGCCCCGGCUCAAGAAGCAGCUGUCUUCAGGUUCUCCUCACUCCCGCAGUACUGUGGUCACAGCCAUUAAGUUCACCAUUGUUGAUCAGCCCCAGCCCAUAGAUGCACUCCUCAAAGACUGCAUAGGUGACUUCCUGAAAACACUGCAGGACCCAGACCUGAAUGUGAGGCGAGUGGCCCUAGUGAUGUUCAACUCAGCGGCUCACAACAAGCCUGCGUUGAUUCGAGGGUUACUCUCCUCUGUCCUUCCAUUCCUCUACAAUGAGACCCAGAUUAGAAAAGAGCUCAUCCGUGAGGUAGAGAUGGGCCCCUUCAAGCACACAGUUGAUGACGGACUAGAUGUCCGGAAGGCAGCAUUUGAGUGUAUGUAUACCUUGCUGGACAGCUGCUUGGAUUGCCUGGACAUCUUUGAGUUCCUGAAUCACGUGGAGGAAGGUCUAAAGGAUCAUUAUGACAUCAGGAUGCUCACCUUUAUCAUGCUGGCCAGACUUUCCUCACUGAGUCCCAGUGCUGUCAUGCAAAGACUUGACCGACUGGUUGAGCCGCUUCGAGCCACAUGCACUACCAAGGUGAAGGCUGGCUCGGUGAAGCAGGAGUUUGAGAAGCAGGAGGAGCUGCGGCGGUCGGCAAUGCGAGCAGUGGCAGCACUCCUGUCCAUCAGGGACAUAGAGAAGAGCACUGCCAUGGCAGACUUUGCCAGUCAAAUCCGCUCCAACGCCGAGAUGUCCUCCAUCUUUGAGAGCAUUCAGAAAGAUGAUUCGACUUCUGGCAUCACAGAGACCAUGGACACCAGCUAGAACUGAUCCUCCCAGUACUGCAAUGCCUUAACAAAAACGUACUAUUAAAAUACCUGAUUCUUCAAAUCUCACAUUUCAUAUUCUAGAUAUGAAACUGACAAAAUUAGGGGGGGGGGGUUCCAAUUUUUUAGUAAUUCAAAGACUUUGCCUCCACUGUACUGAUGAUUCCAAAUUCCCUCCAGUCUGUGGAAUGAAAUGAUUUGCUCUGAUCUAUUCUGGUUUCUGUAUUAGGGGUGGGCAUUUAGUCUAAAAUAUAUCACAGUUUCGGGCAGGAUCACUAUCCACAAUCUCAUCAUGAGUCGUUUUCAUUUUGGAUUUUAAGACUAUUUUGGAAGUUACUGAACAGUACAACCAAACUAAUUCCAUUAUUAAAAAAAAAUAUCGCCCUAUAAGGAGACAAAACCUAAAAGAAAAAAUAAGAGAGUACUCUCUCGGGUGUUUUCUUUUGAGGUGGUUAAAAAGGUUUGUCAUAUUGUCAUCCAAUGUGUAAGCCUCAUCUUGGCAAAUUUUGCAAAUAAACUGUGGGUUUUUGGAAAGCAA
This is a messenger RNA of Paramormyrops kingsleyae, 4236 nucleotides long. It is a transcript of the gene cand2, whose product is annotated as cullin-associated and neddylation-dissociated 2 (putative). The record is from RefSeq and is a predicted model, not a curated record. NCBI's taxonomy places the organism in Eukaryota, Metazoa, Chordata, Actinopteri, Osteoglossiformes, Mormyridae. Gene Ontology annotation, biological process: SCF complex assembly.